Messenger RNA from Endocarpon pusillum Z07020, 549 nucleotides. RefSeq lists its product as uncharacterized. The transcript has a single exon. Bases 1 to 549 code for a protein of 182 amino acids. The record is from RefSeq and is a predicted model, not a curated record. NCBI's taxonomy places the organism in Eukaryota, Fungi, Ascomycota, Eurotiomycetes, Verrucariales, Verrucariaceae.
AUGGGUCUCCUCACCAAGCUCCAAAACCGCCUCGAACUCCUUCGCCUCGAGAAGAGAUACACCACCCGCAGGAAAGCUGGCCCAACCGCCCAAUACGUUGACGGCGAAUACAUCUACCAGACCGCAGACUCGAGCUCCUCGAACGCCCAUGCUAUCCCGCAAUUCACUUCCUCCUCCAGCACCUACGCCGCAAGCCAACACCAACACCCCCCCACCUCUCCCACCACCGUCUCCUUCACAUCCGCGCCGGCCCCAUCCUCAGCUCGCACAAACCCUCAUCACAGCAGCGGCAUUCGCACGAAACGCUUAUCAUGGCACUCCUUGACCGCGUCAUCAUUCGCCACCUCCUCAGCGCGAAACUCGACCCUCACCGCCCCAGACUCACCGGCCACAUCAUCAUCAGCAAUCAGCAAGAACUCGCGAGGACAGAGCUGGGAACCGCCGAAACAGGGCUGGGGCGCUGACGGCACCGACGCCUUCAAAGAGGACAAGAGAGAAUUCCGAUUCGACGUCGAGAAGGAUCGCAUGAGUAUGGGAAUGGUGGAUUAG